ACCUUAUCCAUAUGCAUGCACCUAAAUAACCAAAAGAGUGUCAAAAGAAAACAUCCACAGUAAUAAUAAGUAAACAUGAAGAGCAAGAGCUCAGCUAUUGCUAUUCUUAUUUUCUCCCUUAGCCUCCUCCUUUCAUUUUCCUUGAUUUCGAGUUGCGGCGUUUGUGGGCAGCCUCACACCCCAAAUGUACCAGUUGUUAAUAACCCAAACUACCCAACACCAACAAUAGGGAGUGGUAAUACUGAUAGUGGUCGUCGUCACUGCCCUAGGGAUGCCUUAAAACUUGGCAUAUGUGCCAAAGUUUUGGAUGGUCCUGUCAAUGCUGUGGUUGGUACACCACCAACUCUACCUUGUUGUAGUAUCAUUCAUGGCCUUCUUGAUUUAGAAGCUGCUGUUUGUUUAUGCACUGCCAUUAAGGCUAAUAUCCUUGGGAUUAACCUUAAUAUUCCUAUUGUUCUUAACCUUCUAAUCAACGCUUGUGGCAAGUCUACUCCAUCUGAUUUCCUUUGCGGUUAACUCUAAUCACAUACGAGUAAUGAUAAAUCAAUCUCCGAUAGUGGAUCAAAUUAUCCACUAUUUUUCGGAUUUGAUAAAUUUCUCAAUUAAAAGUUGGAUAAGAUUCAAUUUUUAACUAAUGAUUCGUAUUCUCGCCUAAGAGUGGAUCAUAUUAAAGAUUAAUCGCAUUCUUUGUCCUUUCUAAUUCUCACUUUUGUUAUAUUUGUAUUGUGGUGUUUUGUCUUAAGUCAUUUUUAACUUUGAUUCGGUUGUGUACUAAUUCUCAGUUGUAACUCGGUAAGUUUUAGUUUCCUCCUAUCGAUGUAAGCAUAUUAGUCUGUUUUUAUGCUUGCUUAGUGGCAAAUGUACCCAUGUAAGCUUUAUCACAUGCAGUAAAACUUAGUUGGUUUUGUUUAA
Messenger RNA from Beta vulgaris subsp. vulgaris (sugar beet), 912 nucleotides. Its product is annotated as 14 kDa proline-rich protein DC2.15. The transcript has a single exon. NCBI's taxonomy places the organism in Eukaryota, Viridiplantae, Streptophyta, Magnoliopsida, Caryophyllales, Amaranthaceae. Bases 76 to 516 code for a protein of 146 amino acids. The record is from RefSeq and is a predicted model, not a curated record.